AUGAAGUUUUUGUGCAGUUCGUUUACCGUCUUUCUUUUAAUAUUAUUUCUGUCUUGCAAUCACGCAGGAGCAGUAGUGAACCGACCCGAAAACGCUACGUUUCCAGCAAUAAUAAUUUUCGGAGAUUCCCUAUUCGAUACUGGCAAUAAUAAUUACAUCAAGACAAUUGCUAAAGCCAAUUUCCCACCUUACGGCAAUGAUUUCAUCGGAGGAAUCCCCACCGGAAGAUUUUCCGAUGGAAAAAUUCCGUCUGAUCUUUUCGCUGAAGAACUGGGAAUAAAGACUCUUUUGCCACCUUUUCUUGAUCCAUCUCUCCAAGAUCAAGAUCUAUUAACCGGGGUCAGCUUUGCUUCCGCAAAUACCGGAUACGACCCUUUAACUGCUCGUCUUUCGUCAGUCUUGUCCUUUUCGGACCAGUUGGAAUUGUUCAAAGAGUACACAUCGAAGCUGAAGAAAAUCGCCGGAGACGAAAAAUCAUCGGACAUUUUGAGGGAAAGUCUAUUUCUGGUGGACGGUGGCAACGACUAUACAAUUACGUAUUUCGGUACACCAUUUCGAAAAUUUCAAUACGAUGUUCCUUCGUACACCAACCUACUAGUAAGCUACGCUUCCACCUUCGUGCAGGAGUUGUACCGUUUGGGGGCUCGAAGAAUCGGUGUUUUCGGGUUGCCACCAUCAGGAUGUUUUCCGUUAUUACGAACUUUGGAAGGAGGACUCGAACGAAAUUGCUUCGGAAAAUAUAACGAAAUCGCGCAAUUAUUCAAUGGGAAAUUGUCAGCUGAAAUAGCCUCCCUCAACGAACGAUUAUCCGAAGCAAGAAUCGUCUACAUUGAUAUUUACACUCCUUUACUUGAUAUCAUUCUCACCCCACAAAAAUACGGUAAUUACUACUCUUUCCGUUUUUUUUCAUUCAAGAUAGCGGACAGGGGAUGUUGUGGAACCGGGAUGGUAGAAGUAUCGUUUCUUUGCAAAAACGCGUGUCCCGAUGUAGAAGAUUACGUGUUUUGGGACAGUGUUCAUCAGACAGAAAAAGCAUACAGGAUUCUCGUACGUCGGAUUCUCGACGAUAUUGCUGGAGUAGCUGUCGUAAGUCUACCGAAAAAUGCUACCCUUUUUUCGGCACUCGUAUUUUUCGGAGACUCGAUAGUCGAUACUGGCAAUAACAAUUACAUUAAGACAAUUGCUAUAAAGCCAACUUCCCACCUUAUGUGCGUCCUGUCCUUUUCGGACCAGUUCGAAUUGUUCAAAGACUACAUAUCGAAGCUGAAGAAGAUCGCCGGAGACGAAAAAUCAUCGGCCAUUUUGAGGGAAAGUCUAAUCGGAGUAAUUGCAGGCAACAACGACAUUGCUAUUACGUACUUUAAUACGCCUUUACGAAAAUUCCAAUACGGCGUUCCUUCGUACACCGACCUACUAGUCAGCUACGCUUCCACCUUCGUGCAGGAUUUGUACCGCCUCGGGGUGCGUAAUAUCGGCGUAUUUAGCUCGCUGCCACUUGGAUGUAUGCCAUUGGAAAGAACUAUUGGGGGAGGACUCGAAAGAAAAUGCGCGGAACAAUAUAACGAAGCCGCGCAGUUAUUCAAUAAUAAACUGUCGGCUGAAAUAGCAUCUCUCGACGCACAAUUAACCGAAGCGAAAAUAGUCUACGUUGAUAUUUACAAUCCCAUUCUCGACAUCACUCUCAACCCACAAAAAUACGGUACAACAUCACCGAUUUUUUAUUUUUGA
Messenger RNA from Erythranthe guttata (spotted monkey flower), 1728 nucleotides. The record is from RefSeq and is a predicted model, not a curated record. NCBI's taxonomy places the organism in Eukaryota, Viridiplantae, Streptophyta, Magnoliopsida, Lamiales, Phrymaceae.